AUGUCUCAGAAGCAGCCGGCUGGCUGCAUCCUUCUCACGUUCCUGAGUCUGUUUGGACUGGCUGGUGCAGUCACCAGAACAUAUUACAUUGGGAUUUUGGAAGAAUACUGGAACUAUGUGCCUCAAGGGAAGGAUGUUAUUACUGGGAAGAGUUUCUCCGAAGACAAACUUGCGACCCUAUUUCUCGAACGAGGGCCCAACAGGAUAGGCGGCAUCUACAAGAAGGCCGUUUACAGACACUUCACAGAUGGGAGCUAUUCCACGGAGAUCCCCAAGCCCCCGUGGCUGGGGUUCCUGGGUCCCAUCCUGAGAGCGGAAGUGGGCGACGUGAUUGUUAUCCACCUGAAGAACUUCGCUUCCAGACCUUUCUCUUUGCAUCCUCACGGCGUCUUCUACGACAAGGAUUCAGAAGGAGCCUUAUACCCAGAUGGGACAUCUGGAAGGAACAAGGAUGACGACAUGGUCCCUCCUGGCAAAAACUACACCUAUGUCUGGCCGGUGAGGGAGGAAUAUGCACCCGCUCCAGCUGAUGCCAACUGCCUGACCUGGGUGUACCACUCCCACAUUGAUGCUCCUAAGGAUAUCUGCUCAGGGCUAAUUGGACCCCUGCUGGUGUGUAAGGAAGGUGUACUGAACAGGUACUCAGGGACAAGGACUGAUGUGGACCGAGAGUUUGUUAUCAUGUUCACUCUUGUGGAUGAGAACCAGAGCUGGUACCUGGAUGAAAACAUCAGGCAUUUCUGCACUGACCCGACUUCCGUUGACAAAACCGAUGCUGUUUUCCAGAGGAGCAACAAGAUGCAUGCCCUCAAUGGAUUUCUUUUCGGAAACUUCCCCGAGCCUGAGAUGUGUGUUGGCGAAUCUGUGUCCUGGCACCUGUUUGGGAUGGGAAAUGAGAUAGACAUCCAUUCCAUCUAUUUUUAUGGUAACACCUUCAUCACCAGAGGGCACAGGGCAGAUGUUGUCAACCUGUUUCCAGCCACCUUCCUAACAACAGAAAUGAUAGUGGAGAAUCCUGGGAAAUGGAUGAUAACCUGCCAAGUCAGUGACCACCUGCAAGCUGGCAUGCUGGGACAGUACAACGUGGGCAGCUGCAGGACCAGUGUUCCUCACCCAAAGAUGCGGGGUCAGCAGAGGCACUACUUCAUAGCAGCGGAGAAGGUCCUGUGGGAUUACGGGCCCCAAGGCUAUGAUAAGUUCACCGGAUUUCCCCUGAACGCGUCUGGCAGUGACUCCUCGGUGUACUUCACACAAGCCGGAAACAGAAUAGGAGGGAAAUACUGGAAGGCUCGGUACACGGAGUAUGUUGAUGCUACUUUCAGUAGAAGAAAGAUGCCCUCUGACACAGAAGCCCAUCUUGGAAUCCUCGGUCCAGUCAUCAAGGCAGAGGUGGGUGACACCCUGCUAGUGACCUUUGCCAACAAAGCUGACAAGGUCUACAGCAUUUUACCCCAUGGUGUGUUCUAUGACAAGGCAUCUGAUGCAGCUCCGAAUGUAGAUGGAUUUCUGAAACCAGGGGCUCAUGUCAAGCCAGGUGAAACCUUCACCUACAGGUGGAUGGUGCCCGAAAGCGUCAGUCCAACAGAUGAAGAUCCCCCCUGCCUGACCUAUCUUUACUUCUCAGCAGUCCAGCCAAUCAAGGACACCAGUGCUGGCCUUGUGGGGCCGUUGUUGGUCUGUAAAAAGGGCAGCCUCAAUGCUGAUGGGACACAGAAAGGAAUAGACAAGGAAUUUUACCUACUGUUCACAGUCUUCGAUGAGAAUUUCAGCGGGUAUCUUGAUGAAAACAUCCAAAAGUUUGCUUGGCAUCCCUUCAGUGUUGACAAAGAAGACAAGGAGUUUGUGAAAUCUAACCGGAUGCAUGCUAUUAAUGGAUACAUGUAUGGCAGCCAGCCAGGUCUAAGCAUGUGCAAGAAGGACAGAGUUUCCUGGCACUUGAUUGGAAUGGGCACGGACACAGACAUGCAUGGAGUUUAUUUUCAAGGCAACACCAUCCACCUGCGAGGCACUCAUCGGGACUCCCUGGCUCUGUUUCCGCAUAUGGCCACAACGGCAUUCAUGCAGCCAGACCAUGCAGGUAUUUUCAAGGUGUUCUGUUCCACCUUGCACCACUUCGUGAGAGGCAUGGGUCAGAUCUAUGAGGUCAGCAGCUGUGGCAACAGGGACCCUUCUGAGCCGCCUUACGGGAUGCUAAGAACCUUUUUCAUCGCCGCUGAAGAGGUAGAAUGGGAUUAUGCCCCUAACAAAAACUGGGAGUUCGAAAAGCAGCACUUGGACGCAGGAGGGGAAAGACAUGGAGAUAUAUUCAUGAACCACACUGAAAACUGGAUUGGCUCUCAGUACAGGAAGGUGGUUUACAGGGAAUACACAAACGGAGAAUUUGUGGAGAUUAAAGCCCGGCCCCCUCAAGAGGAGCACCUGCAACUCCUGGGCCCAAUGAUCCAUGCGGAGGUGGGGGACUCCAUUCUCAUCAUCUUUAAGAACAAAGCCAGCCGGCCCUACUCCAUCGCAGCUCAGGGUGUGGAGGACUCCGACAGUGGGAAGCGCCUUGAAGUGCCUGUCACAAAGCCGGGAGAAAUAAAAACUUACAGAUGGAAUGUCCCCAAGAGAUCAGGUCCUGGGCCCUCUGAUCCCAACUGUAUCCCGUGGGUGUACUAUUCCACGGCAAACUUUGUGAAGGAUACAUACAGCGGUUUGAUGGGGCCUCUGAUCACUUGCCGAGAAGGGAUAUUGAAUGAAAAGGGAAGGCGAAGUGAUGUUGACUAUGAAUUUGCUCUGUUGUUCCUGGUGUUUGAUGAGAAUGAAUCAUGGUAUCUGGAUGACAAUAUUAAGAAGUAUCUCAAUAAAGAUCCCCGGGGUUUCAAGCACAGUGAUGAUUUCGAAGAGAGCAACAAAAUGCAUGCUAUUAAUGGAAAGAUUUUUGGAAACCUCCGGGGCCUCAUAAUGACUGAAGACACCAUGACCAACUGGUACUUGCUCGGAAUCGGAAGUGAGGUGGACAUACACACCAUCCACUACCAUGCAGAGAGCUUCCUCUUCAAAAUAGAUAAGUCCUACCGAGAAGAUGUGUAUGAUCUCUUUCCCGGGACAUUUCAAACCAUUGAGCUGUUUGCCGAUCACCCAGGGACGUGGCUUCUGCAUUGCCAUGUGUCUGACCACAUUCAUGCUGGCAUGGAGACCACCUACACUGUCCUCAGGAACAUAGACAACAGGAUCCCAUAUUCUACCAAGUCCCCUUCCGGAGCAGGAUCCCACACAGCCACAGUGCCUUCCAAGGAACAACCUGGCAACGAAGACCUCUAUUUCUUUGGCAAGAAUCUGCAGCCAAGAGGGGCCAAGGCAGCCCUGGUCAUCCUUUUUAUCCUGGGACUCCUCCUCCUGGUUGCCACCGUGAUUCUCUCCCUCAGACUCUGCUCUGUGAGGAGACAGAUGGCUUACAGGGAAGUCCAGUCCUGCGGGCUCCCCACAGAUGCUCUGUGA
This is a messenger RNA of Psammomys obesus (fat sand rat), 3480 nucleotides long. RefSeq names its product hephaestin like 1 (gene Hephl1). Bases 1 to 3480 code for a protein of 1159 amino acids. Gene Ontology annotation, molecular function: copper ion binding; ferroxidase activity. The record is from RefSeq and is a predicted model, not a curated record. Gene Ontology annotation, cellular component: plasma membrane. The transcript has 20 exons. Gene Ontology annotation, biological process: iron ion transport. Lineage: Eukaryota; Metazoa; Chordata; Mammalia; Rodentia; Muridae.